This is a messenger RNA of Aureobasidium uvarum, 1254 nucleotides long. The record is from the annotation of a GenBank genome assembly. Lineage: Eukaryota; Fungi; Ascomycota; Dothideomycetes; Dothideales; Saccotheciaceae.
AUGGUCCUCGAAAAGCUCCUUCCUCUGCAUCACAACAGUCAAGACGCCGAAUACGUGAUUCGUCCUCUGUCCGAAAUGCCCACUCCCCGUCAAGUCUACGUUGCCGUCAUUGGUAUGCUACUCCCAGAAUCUGCCCCUCCACCCCCGCCUACACUCCUAACAAUGCCCAANGGUGUCGGCGGUGUUGGAAAAUGCUUCCUGAACCAGUUCCAGGCCCUGAGGACCCGCAUGUCCCAGGCACGCUCCCCCACCUAUCUUGACCUCAUCUUCGUCUCGCGCUCCAAGAAGGUUCUCUUCAGUGAGAGCUUCCGCCCCUUGAACCUCGACACUCUCGAACAAGACCUCAAUGACUCCAAGCAACCCAUCCUCGAAGCCUCUGCUCUCGUCGAGUACCUCGCAACCGCUCCCGAGAAGGUCAUUCUCGUCGACAACACCAGCUCUCUCGACAUCGCACAACAAUACCCUACCUUCCUGCGCAAGGGCAUCAGCAUCGUCACCCCCAACAAAAAGGGCUUCUCCGACAACUACGACCUCUGGGAGGACAUGUUCGCUGCUGCCUCCAACGGCUCUGGCAACGGUGGCUACCUCUUCCACGAGAGUACCGUCGGUGCUGGUCUGCCCGUCCUGUCCACCCUGAAAGAGCUUGUCGAGACUGGUGAUGAGGUUACAAAGAUCGAGGGUGUCUUCUCCGGUACCAUGAGCUUCUUGUUCAACAGCUUCAUGCCCGUCGGUGGCGGCGGUGGCUCUUUCGCUGCCGAGGUCAAGAAGGCAAAGGAUCUGGGUUACACCGAGCCCGACCCGAGAGACGACUUGAACGGUUUGGAUGUUGCCCGCAAGUUGACCAUCCUCGCUCGUCUUACUGGUCUCAAGGUCCAGAACCCCACCAGCUUCCCCGUCCAGAGCUUGAUCCCCAAGGAGCUGGAGUCGUGCAGCAGUGGUGACGAGUUCAUGUCUCGCCUUCCCGAGUUCGACGACCAGAUGGAGAAGCUCAAGCAAGAAGCCGCCAACGAGGCCAAGGUUGUCCGUUUCGUUGGUAGCAUCGACGUUGCCAGCCAGAGCGUCAAGGUCGGUCUCGAAAAGUUCGACGCAAGCCACCCCAUUGCCGCCCUCAAAGGUAGCGACAACAUCAUCAACUUUUACACAAAGAGAUACGGUUCCAAUCCUCUCAUCAUCCAAGGCGCGGGCGCUGGUGGUGAGGUCACUGCUAUGGGUGUUACUGGCGACCUUCUCAAGGUCCUCCGUCUUCUCAACUGA